Messenger RNA from Phragmites australis (common reed), 1667 nucleotides. RefSeq names its product ethylene-responsive transcription factor 1-like. Lineage: Eukaryota; Viridiplantae; Streptophyta; Magnoliopsida; Poales; Poaceae. The record is from RefSeq and is a predicted model, not a curated record. Bases 175 to 1353 code for a protein of 392 amino acids. The transcript is spliced from 3 exons. Gene Ontology annotation, molecular function: DNA-binding transcription factor activity; DNA binding. Gene Ontology annotation, biological process: regulation of DNA-templated transcription; ethylene-activated signaling pathway.
CCAGCUACCUCCCCGCGCAUCUGCCCCAACACCCACUCCGCCCACUCUUCUCAGCUCUCACUCACCGAGAGAGCAAAGCCACACAAAUCCUUUCCGUUCACUGUGCCGCCCUCGCUCUCUCACCAAUAAUCCAUCCACCACCACCGCUCCGCGGCGGAACCUGUUUCUCCGGCGAUGUGCGGCGGCGCCAUCCUCUCCAGCCUCAUCCGGCCGUCGACUGCCGCGGCGGCGGCCGAGAAGCAGCCGCGGCGGGUCACGGCCGACGUGCUGUGGCCAGGGCGCGGCAGGAAGGCGCUCAAGGAUGGGGAGGACUUCGAGGCGGACUUCCGCAAGUUCGAGCGGGGCCUGAGCGAGGACGACGCGGAUGGCGGCGGCGGCGACGAUGACGACGUGGUCGAGGAGGUCCCGCCGCCACCGGCGAGGUUCGUCUUCGGAGCCGCGACCAAGGCGGCGCCGGGGGUUGCACGCCCCAUCGUAGAUGGUGUGAUUACUCCAAAACCUGCUCAACAUGAUGGACUUGCUGCUACCUCGGCAAAGCGCAGCCGGAAGAAUCAGUACAGGGGGAUCCGCCAGCGUCCCUGGGGCAAAUGGGCAGCUGAAAUCCGAGACCCUAGCAAGGGUGUCCGUGUUUGGCUUGGAACUUACAACACCGCUGAGGGGGCAGCUAGGGCAUAUGAUGCUGAAGCCCGCAAGAUCCGUGGCAAGAAAGCGAAAGUCAAUUUUCCUGAUGAAAUGUUGAAUGCUCAGAAGCCCAUCCUGAAGCCAUCUGCUGCCAAUCCAACAAAGCUAGCUCCACCUUCAAAGGCUUGCGCUGAUGAGGCUUUCAAUAAUCCAAACAAUGGAGGCAAUGAUUUGUUUGCGAUGUUUGCCUUCAAUGACAAGAAGGUUUCUGUAAAGCCAUCUGAGAGUGCUGGUUUCCUCCCUCCAGUGAAACCUCUUGUGCCCACGGAGGGAUUUGGGACCAACAUGCUCUCUGACCAGAGCAGCAACUCAUAUGGCUCUUCUGACUUUGGGUGGGACGAUGAGACCAUGACCUCAGACUACACUUCAGCCUUUGCUUCAAAUAAUGCCAUGCCAGCAUAUGGUGAGCCUGCUUACCUGCAAGGUGGAGCGUCAAAGAGAAUGAAGAACAACUAUGGUGUAGCUGUGCCUCAGGGAAAUGCCACGCCCAAUCUCACACAAGACAUGUCUGGUUUUGAUCCUGAGAUGAAGUAUUUGCCAUUGCCUUAUGUUGAGAGCAGCUCGGACGGAUCAAUGGACAAUCUCCUGCAAAACGAUGUUACACAGGAUGGGGCAUGCAACGGAGAUCUCUGGAGCCUUGAUGAGCUGCUUAUGGCAGCUGGUGCUUAUUGAGAGGCCAAGCUUAUGGUCAGUGUGGUGCGUCAACAGCGAAAAAUGUCCCUUGCCUAUGGUGAUGCUGAAGAGCCAGUUGUAUCUGCUACGUUUUGUGGCGGAUUGUACUGUAGCUGCGCUGGAUUAUAUGCUUGUACCAGUUGAACUCUAUGACAAUGUUUAUAGUAUGUUGCUGUAUGGUGUGUCUAUGAUUGGAAGCAUGUUUGAGACCGGUUCAAUAACUACCUUAGCCAUAUGUCUGGUCUAUUGUGCGUAAUGCUUAUUAUGUAUAUGGUGUGUUAUAUACUUAUAUUGCAAAUCUUCGUUCGGAAGUA